This is a messenger RNA of Mauremys reevesii (Reeves's turtle), 6774 nucleotides long. It is a transcript of the gene CAPSL, whose product is annotated as calcyphosine like. The transcript has 7 exons. Lineage: Eukaryota; Metazoa; Chordata; Testudines; Geoemydidae. Gene Ontology annotation, molecular function: calcium ion binding. The coding region runs from base 361 to 987 and encodes 208 amino acids. The record is from RefSeq and is a predicted model, not a curated record.
GGAGUGCACAGCUGAGCUCACAAUUGAGCCCUAAGGGACAGGUUCAUCAUCAUGGCCAGCAUCAAACUUCAGAGAUCAGUUCACAAACACUGGGGUGCUACAACAUUGUGAUAUACUCACCUCUUGCACGGAAAGCUCAAAAUUGGAACACAGGUCAUGGCAAGUAAAACAAGACAGCAGUUCUUACGAGCUUAACACAAAGGUAAAUAACCCCCAGGACAGACCCUGACAGGAACAACAAAACAUCCAUUCACCCUAAUUGAGUGACUUCAGUUGGCUUCCACAGGCAGCAUCGUCACACAUGCAAUCUGGGAUGGAAGCAGCAGUCAGUCUGGAGAAAAAAAAACAGCUUCAAACAAGAUGCCUGGUACAGCGAGGCAUGACCGAGACAUGGCAGACCAGGCCAAAAGAAAUCUGGCCAAAACCACAGACCCAAUUGAGAGGCUUCGGCUGCAGUGUCUAGCAAGAGGGUCUGCAGGCAUCAAAGGACUUGGCAGAGUAUUUCGGAUUAUGGAUGACAACCAAAACAGAACCCUUGAUUUCAAAGAAUUCUUGAAAGGGUUAAAUGAUUAUGCCGUAAUGAUAGACAAGGAAGAAGCUCAAGAGCUUUUCAGGAUCUUUGAUAAAGAUGGCAACGGAACAAUAGACUUUGAUGAAUUUCUUGUAACGUUAAGACCUCCAAUGUCUAAUGCCAGAAAAGAGGUCAUCAUGCAAGCAUUUAGGAAGUUUGACAAAACCGGUGAUGGUAUUGUAACCAUUGAAGACUUACGGGGGGUGUAUAAUGCAAAGCAUCAUCCCAAAUAUCAGAAUGGAGAAUGGACAGAAGAUCAAGUUUUUAGAUCCUUUCUAGAUAACUUUGAUUCACCGUAUGAGAAAGAUGGGAAGGUUACAACAGAAGAAUUCAUGAACUACUAUGCAGGAGUCAGCGCUUCAAUAGACACUGAUGUCUAUUUCAUUAUCAUGAUGAGAAAUGCUUGGAAAUUCUAACUGUACGAUUAAGGAAACAAGACUUUAUUUCCAUCUUCUUAGCUCCACAUGAUUAAAUAUGUGCACAAUAAUAUGGUCACGUUUCCCAUAAUAGUACCUUGUAGUCACUGUGCUGAUUGCAGUAUAUCAGAAGAGACAAUACUCACUCUACCACAUUGCUUUGGCAGGACCAUGCUGAGCUGAUGCACAUCAUAGGCUAAGAGAUUUGGCAGCCCUGCCAAUAAUCACGCCCCUUGCUUUUCCUCCUGCUCCCCUUAUCUAUGUUGUUUCUUCUCUCAUGUUUCUCCUCAGACGUGUGUUAGGCUCCUUUUGUUUCCAAAUUUGUCCCCAAAUUCAUGUUAGGCAGCUGUGCUUCAAAGAAGGUACCAUAGCACCAGAGCAGAGGAUUCUGGGAUGUAUAUACUCCAGUGUAUAAAUGUGUAGGCAUUUUUGUAGCACGUAUACUGUCCUAAAACUCCAUAGAUUUGUCUUCCUUCUUUUUCCUUCUAUUCCUUUGUUUCUUGACUUUCUUCCCAUUCUCUGGGACCACCUGUCUACUGUUUCUGUUAUCAAAGUCACCAGUGGGCAUAGAUGCUUUACAAAUGUUCUCUUAACUGUGUAAUUGGAAUACCUACCAGUGCUCCACCCAGUGUCUAUGCUGGACCUAAACUGAAAGACUAUACAUAUUACUAAGCUACUUCUCCUGGGAAUUUUUUAUGAACUAAAGAACUUUAGAAUCUUAAUUUUUCUUGGCUUUGCUGCUGAAAAAAACUGGACAUUAGUUAACUGGAAGAGAUAAUAGGACUCUUCUGUCAUGUCAGUGUCUGUGAGAGCUGAUGUCUGGUCAGCUACCUGUGAGAAGAGGGAUGGUAAGAGAAGGGGCCUGUCUGAAAGCCAUACUUCCUCUAGUUAGUCUCACUUUGUUUCCUUUUCUCAUUUCUCUUGUCAGUUUGUCCCAGAGUAAAUAGUUGUCAUGUAAAUGGUUUACACGGAGCAGGAUUUACUCCAAUUAAUUUGUGCAAGUGUCAUAUACUUGUGUUUUCAAUCUCUCAAUCCUUAGUAAAAGACUCAAGGUUUUGACAACAAAUUGAGCCAUGUUCAGAGCCAAAAAGAAGUCCUAUAGGCCACAUUUUUAAAAGCGCUUAACACCCAGAAGUGGCACUAGAUUUUCAAGAGCUCUGCUCUUAUUUACAUACCAAACUAAGUGGCCUGAUUUUCAAAAGUUCAGUGUGUGAUUUUUGAAAAUCUAACCUUAAAUGUUACAAUGGCAGUUAGUAGCUACUGAGCACUCUAAAAUCUGGCCCUGAGCUGUUUGGAAACCUGGCCUUAUGGGAUACACACUUGCUAUUUUUUUUAAAUAUGACCUGUCAUCACAACAGUAGGUAUCUGGAAUUCCUCACCACAGGCUGUGCAAUCUCAGUGUUUUCCUUGGUCCGGUAAGGCUCUGCACACUUGCAUAUAUUAAUAACUAUGGAAGUUGGUGUGAAUGGAAAGGGACAUUAUUUUGAUUAGAUAAUAUGCCUCAUCAAGGAAAUGAGGGCUCUUUACAUAAUGUGAUGCUGUUGUGGACUAACAAAUAAAUUCAUGUACAUGAAGUAGAAAGGUGCAUGGUACAUGAAUAAUACAUGUGCCAUUUCACAUGCUGGCAGUUAUAUGUAGCCACUUUCUUAUUCAUUUAUUUAUUGGUUCUGUAACAGGUAUAUUAUCUACGUUGCACAUUUUAAAUAAAGAUGUAACAUUAGUGGGCUGAGAGAGUCACAAAGUGAAAAAUGAUCCCACUCGGGCAUAUACCGUAUCUAAAGACUCCCAAAAUCCACAGUGAUCUGUUGUGCUGACAUUUAAUCAAGUGAAGUGAAAAGUUUUGUCUUACUAACCUUAACUCUUGACCAGUUUGUCUGUUUCAUACUAACCAUAUAAAAUUCUAACAUUUAUUCAAGGCCAAGUGCAAUAUGCCUUUUCAAACGCAAUUUUUUCUUUGUAAAUGGAUGAAAAGCUCUGACACUGCAAAACGUAUUGUCCCUGAUCAUACACUAUUAAAGUCAGUGGGAACUUUGCCAUUGACUUCAGGGAGCAAAGGAUCAAGACCGUUGUGAUUAAUGAAAGAUCACUGCUUUGAGAUUAGAUUUCCCUUCUUUUUCUGCACCAACCCUGAGUAAUGGAACUUUGUACAGGGAAGUGAGUGAGGUGAACAGGGACAGAAUUAGUACAUCCCAUUCUGCAGACAGCAGGACUCUAUGGCCACUAUUGCAAUAGACUGAAAACCAGCUGAUCUCCCUUUGGAUUCUCUGUACGUAAAUUCUGGGCCACUGGGAUUGGUCCUGCUUUGAGCAGGGGGUUGGACUAGAUGACCUCCUGAGGUCCCUUCCAACCCUGGUAUUCUAUGAUUCUAUGGUCCCUCCCCGCCACACACUUUUUUCUGGAAGUCAUUAUACGUGAAUAAAGAACCCUGAACACUUCCAUGGAACUGUUACUGAUUUUAAUCCCUCUGGCAAUGUUCCCAUUCACUUCAGUAGAAUCAGGCCCUCAGUCUGCUUUUUACAACAAAACUUGUAACUGCAAGAAAAGGUCCAUUGUAUGCAGGGUGCGGGAAAGAGCUGAGCUGAAAUAUUUUUUACCCUCUAGCAAAUAUAGUAGAAUUCAAUGGGGAUCUCUACUAUAACAAAUAUAGUUUUAAUUGCAGGUAUGCAAUAUCAUACAAAGAAGCAUAGCACAUUGGUGGCUAAAUUGAAAAAGUUAUAUACAAAGGACCAGACACUGCCACCCUUGACCCAUGGGCAAAACUUGCAUUGACUUUAACAGAAGUUCAAUGCAUAGGUCAAAGGCAGGAUGGACCUAAGGGUUGAGUCAGGUCUCAGAUGCCGUUAUAGAUAAUGCUGUAUGCAUGGAGCCAGCAGCAGUCUCUAGCACUGUUGUAUGCUGUACUGUAAACAGGGAUAGCUGUAAAAUUCUAAAAUGUUAUUUCGCACUUUGUUCGAUGGGAUGAUUUCUCAUUUCUGAUCAUGACACUCAAGCUACACCGGGUGGUAUAAAUUGUGGGGAACAACUUAGUCUGACGCACGUAGCAUUUUCGAUCGAUAUAUGGAACGCCCACUGAUGUCAGUAGGAGUGACGCAUGUGGAUCAAGGGCAGCAUAAAAUCCUAAAUUGGAACACAAGCCACAGUUGAAAACCAUUGUAAACAAUGAGCUCUGUGGUCCCCUCCAGUCUGUGCAGGGGACAAAGGAGCAGGACUUCUGGCCACGUUACACUGAUUCAUAGAAGCAGCAGCUCCCCUCCCUCUGCCUGAGCCCAUAGGAGCCCGCUGGUGCAAACAAGGACCAUGUGUUUGAGCUCCCCUGGUGAGUGAAAGGUAGAGAUGCAGGGAGCAGCCGCUCCACAGAGCAUAUUCCCCAGGGACAAAUGGUUUUACAGGCAAAAAACACAGCAGGAGUUAAUGCUAGUGCAGGCAGAAUGAACUUUCAUUCUUCACCUUGUACCUCUGGCAGAGAUGAGAAUGAUAAGGAAAUAGAGCAGUCGGGGUAGUGAGCUGGGCUGCUAAACAAGCCAUUCCACCUGUUGUGUGGGAGGAAUCGCAAAUGGCAUUGAGAAGCUAGUCAUCCAUAUGGGAGCCCCAGCACAUGCAGGUUUGGAGUCAGAAUUCUCCCAUUGAUCCUUGGGUCUUAAUUGACUGACUUGUCAUAGGCCGUAAUUCCUCAACAAUAUUGAAACUUCCACUUAGUUUUUCCUCAUUGUUAGUUUGGUUGGGGGGCGGGGGCAUUGCAGGGUAGGGAUAAGGAGAGAGUGUGAAACAUUUGCGCUGAUAUGCUCAAAUCCUUGUUUAAUUCACAUUAACCGCCUGAAGCCUGCAGUUAAUAUGUAAAUCAUAAGCAUGCUCCUGGUUCAAGGUAAUUAACUUCUGAACAAUUGGGUAACUAAACAUAUUCCUGGAUGCAGACUGAGAAUCUGACUCUGUUUGGGCACCUUUGUGCUAGUCUCCUCACACAAAGCUGCUUUAAAACUGGCAGAUCAAACCGGUAGAGAGUUCCCCUGCCCAUGGAAAGCCUUAGCUGGUGUGGACCCAUCGUAGUGGCUCCAACUUCACCACCGCCUUGCAUCCAGUUCAGGAGGUAAGGUUGGGAGAAAAAGGAUUUCCUAGCAGUCUGUGGCUGAUGCAAAGGCCCUGGUGGCUGAUAGCAGACAGUAGAGAGGUCACCAAAUAUUCCUGGACACAGGGGUUCAGUGAUAUAGCAUAGGGAGAUCCAUUACAAUUGGCCAGAAGUUUUCUGCGAUGAGAGAGUACAUGUGUCAGUUGCAGGUACCAGGGACGGCUCUAGGCAUUUUGCGCCCCAAGCAUGGGAAGGCAUGCCUGCGGGAGGUCCGCUGAAGCCAUGGGACCAGCAGGUACUGACGUAGGGCUCCAGGAUGUGAGGGAAUGAAUUGGACAGGAAUUGUGAUACCAGGCAGUGUGGUAGGAUUUGGGAGGGGAAGUGACCAAGCUAGUCACUCAGGUGAACCUACCCUGCAUUAUGGGUUAUAUGAUAAGGAGGCUUGUAAACUUGGUGUCUGAGAUAGGUUAUAUGAUAGGGAGCCCUGUAACCCCCUCCACUGGAACCAAUUAAAUGCCUGGUAUAGGAGAGUGUGGGUGAUGAGUGGGUAGUACCCCUGCCUUGUGUUAAAAGUUUAAUAAAAGCUGUGACCUGCCACUUGACUCCAUGCAUGUGUCUGUCCUCAUUUUGUAGCUUCAAUACCUUUGGUAACUGAAAAACAAUUCUAUAGCAGUAAAUGGGCCCAGAGCCACAAAAGGAUGUAAGCAUUGUGAUGUUACGCAUCGCAGCACCUAACUUUUAGGUGUCUAGAAAAUUAGAGAAACAGCCCUACGAUCCACACAGCCUGCAUUAGGCACCUAGGCUCCUAUACAGUGAAUGGAGAGAGAGAGGCAGCUAAAAAUGCGAUCCAGAAAGGCUGCAUGCUGGGGGGAGCAGCCUAAGCUUGCCAGUGGGAGAUCCUAACCAGAGGCAGGGCCAGAUGUACACCUUACACACCCCAAGGCACAGCAUCUUUAGCACUUGCUCCUUUCGUGUUGUACAGUUUUCGAGAGGUAAGGCACCCGCAGAACGCCGGCGCCCCUAGGCACGUGCCUACUGUGCCUAAUUGGAAAUCCAGCCCUGACCAGAGGGGUGUGUGCUAAAUCCUGAAGUCCAGGCUGCAGGGAAGUGACUAUCUCUGCUUACUGUUGGUGAAUCAGGGGAAGAUAGGUGGCUAAAUGCAUGUAGGGCCUGAAAUAAAAUAGCAAAGGCAGGGAGGGGGGCAGAGGUGGCUCUCCCUUAAAACCUUUAGCUUACUGGUUAGCUAUUCACCCAAGAUAUGGGAGACCCUGAGUUCAAGUCCCCCCAACAUGAAGGGGAAAAGGGAUGUGAACAGGGAUCUGUCACCUCUCAGGUGAGUGCUCUAACUACUAGCUUAUAGUCAUUCUAACCCUUUCACUGGCCCAAUGAAUAUUUAAUUUUUCAAUGGCGUGACUAAAGUGGAACAACUUCAAUAGGAGAGAUUGAGAGAGCCCCACAUCAGAAUGUUCCUUAAGUGCCCCUGCCUCACUCGUUUUGUGUGCACUGACUUGAGGGAUUUGAUUCACUAGGCAGCCUCUGACCACACCUAGCAGAUCAGGCCCCUGCAUGUGACUUAGGCUGCCAAAUGCCUGUCUUUCCCAGUUUGUGAAUUGCUCUGGGGCUUAGGCUGGAGAUAGGUGUAAAGUGAUGCCUAGAUUGAGUCGGUGGCAUGCAUGCUCAGAGGCAAAAACCAUGUGUGUCUAGAGAAUGUUUACUGCAAAAAC